This is a messenger RNA of Ricinus communis (castor bean), 576 nucleotides long. Its product is annotated as stress-response A/B barrel domain-containing protein HS1. Gene Ontology annotation, biological process: pollen tube adhesion. The coding region runs from base 92 to 430 and encodes 112 amino acids. The transcript has 2 exons. Lineage: Eukaryota; Viridiplantae; Streptophyta; Magnoliopsida; Malpighiales; Euphorbiaceae. The record is from RefSeq and is a predicted model, not a curated record.
UUUGGAUUUGAAGAAUUGAACAGCCGAGGCUGCAUGCUUAUAUAUAAAGGCCACCAGUGAUGGUAAAGAAUUGAAACAACAAAAAAAGACAAUGGCAGAAGAAGUAAAGGAAGUUCAUCACUUGGUGAUGGCAAAGUUCAAAGAAGACAUUACACCUGAGAAAAUUGAAGAACUCAUCGAGGGAUAUGCUAAUCUCGUUAAUCUCGUCCCACCUAUGAAGGCUUUUCAUUGGGGUACAGACGUGAGCAUUGAGAACUUGAAUGAAGGUUUUACUCAUAUAUUUCAUGCCACCAUUGAGAGCAGAGAAGGUCUGGCAGAGUAUGUGAAUCAUCCUGCUCAUAUUGAGUUUGGCAACUUAAUGACUCCUGCUAUGGAAAAAGUCAUUGUGGUUGACUUUAGCCCCUCUCUUGUUCAACUUCAGAGAGAAUAAAAAAUUUGUAUCAGCUUCUUGGUGUGGUCUUCAGAUUAAAAUGUUGAAUUUUGUGUGCUUUGUUGUAAGCAACUUCUCAUUAUAAUGCAUGUAUUCUAUAAAUCUUCAAUAAAUAUGAAUGUAAGCUUUUAUUUAGCAUCCUUAAA